This is a messenger RNA of Cucurbitaria berberidis CBS 394.84, 1875 nucleotides long. RefSeq lists its product as uncharacterized. Gene Ontology annotation, molecular function: protein binding. The coding region runs from base 1 to 1875 and encodes 624 amino acids. The transcript is spliced from 2 exons. The record is from RefSeq and is a predicted model, not a curated record. NCBI's taxonomy places the organism in Eukaryota, Fungi, Ascomycota, Dothideomycetes, Pleosporales, Cucurbitariaceae.
AUGACGAUUUCUCUAGAUCGAUUGCCGUUCGAUAUCCUCUUUCAUAUUGCAUCGAGCCUGGAACCUGAGGCCAUCAUUCACCUUGGCCAGACAUGUCGCCAGCUACAUGCUCUGCUCAACGAAAGGACGCUUUGUCGGCGCGCAGUCGAAAUUCACUAUCCGCAUACCGAGGAGGCUCGAUUAGCACGAGCAGAAGAUAUUACGUACAAACAGGCAUUAAGCGCCAUUUACGACCGACGCCAUGCCUUCUCCCACGCGUAUCCUUUUUCAGCUCGUAUACUUGGCCAAGGAAGUACCUUCCUAUAUCGUCAAGGGACAGUCUGUGUGUCAGAAGGCGAUACUGUCCGCAUUUCGGAUGUGCAUGCCCUAUCUGAUACCUGUCAACUUGAUCUCCCUGCCAUUAUCCGACCUAUACUGGAGUCGAAUUUCGCGUCACCUGGACGCUUCAAGGUUUCUUUGCUUUACUAUAGUGACGGCAUUCUCGCUGCCCACGCAGUUGGUGGGAGCGAGGCUAACAUUGACCAUAUUUUCGCUAUCAGUACGGCUGCCCAACCACCCAUUGGAGGGAGGGUCAUUAGAGCCUUUCAAGUUGCAUCAAGCACCAAACUCUUUGUCCGACACAACGCUCGAUACCUUUAUUACGGCACUCACAGUGGAAUGGGCCACGAUGAUCACCACAAGUGGAUAAUUGACGGUAUUUCUUUGGACAGAGAUUUUCUAUUACCUGACCGCAAACGACCUUUGCUGCUAGAAAACUUUCAUGGCACUGAUAUUGGGUCUACCGUUGUAUUUGAGAUACACAAUGACUUUUUCUACGCGGUAUCCAACCAGGGAACCUUUGAGGUUGAAGAGAUAGACUAUACAUCUUUCUAUCAUUGGGUCCGCUUUCCUGUCAACCAGCCACUUCCCGACUUCGUGGAGAAGAACGAGCGUCUUUACCGCCGCCAGCAUAGGCAAGGGCCUAUACACGAUUCCUGGACUGAUCUCACUUUGCAACUUGAUGAGCGCACAAACGAAACGAUGAUCGUUGAGUCGCGGCGUGAGUGGGCGCAAGCAUCCUCACGGCAGUCACGCACGUUCUACGUCACAUCACUUGAGCUGGAUGAAGCCCCCGUGUCUUCUCCCAGUGCAGAAAGCUCGGACGAACCACUUCUCCCCGACGAUAUUCUUGCUGGUCUCGUCGAUUCAACAAACAACCCAAACUUCAUGCGUACGCCGCGCCAGUAUAGCUGGAGCCAGCAUCCUGAGUUCUCGAAAUCUGACGUUUCUCCACGGUCAUUCAUUCUAGCAAGGACCAAGCUCAGAGCGUACAAUUACUCUUGCACGUCGUUCCUUGACCUGGUGGAAGACGAACGAUGCUGCAAUGAUCCCUCGAGACCUCCUUGCCUGAGGCUAAGAAUAGGGUCGCGGCGCGAAGCACCACUCGACAUAGCACCAUCAAAUAUAAGGGGCAAAGAGCGAGUUGACGAGAUGGAACUAGACUUUGCCGACAAAACAGUCUACCGCCAUUCUCCCAUCCGCAUGUGGCCACCCCCAGCAUCUCGAUGUCCCUGCUCAAAACGCUUACACGGUAUAAUCAACCCAACCCUUCCAUAUGGGCCGUCGCAUACAAGAACGAUUAUCGGCGUGCUCGAUGACCGUAGCUUGGUGUACAUGGUCAAGCCUGGCCGUUCGUAUGGCUCGAGUGAUGACAAGGUAAUGGGAACUAUUGUACUUGUGGACUUUAGUCGCCCAUUCAAGUCUCAAGACGCUGGACCAACAUCCUCCGUCUCGAUGUCAAGGAUGGAUAGUAAAAUGGACGACGAGUUCAGUCCUGCUUCGUGGGAGUGGACACCCGGGCUCGAGAAGCGCUGUCAGAACGGGACAUGCCGAUGA